UCGACCUCAGAAAUCUUUUCCAAGCUAAAUUGAUGCUGUGAUUGCGUGGAAGGAUCUCUGUGACAGACUCGCUGUCCCGGUCAGCUCGGUGCCCUCGUUGAGGUCGGGCCGGCACAGCAGGUCCGGGCUCAGGGCACCGGGAGGAGACCCCACACCUCCCCCCGGGCCAGGACACCACUGGGGGACUCCUGGAGGCCACAUCGGAGGGGAGCGAGCCGGAGGAGCCCCUCGGGGGGCAAGGCGUGGCACAAGAGAUGCCGGAGCCCCGUGGGAUCCUGCUCGCUGCCGGUCUCGGAGAACCGGGGCGGGGGGAUGAAGGAGGAGGAGGAGGAGUCUCCGGCGGCGCCCGGGAGCCUCUCGGAGAAUGUCUCCGUCCCACACCUCCUCCUGCCCCUUUGCCGCGCAGCCCUGGGCCGGGAAGAGCCGCCGUUCGGAGCAUGGGGAGCUGCUGGCUGCGCCUCGCCGCGCUGCUCGCCCUGGGCGCCCGGCCCAGCCUGGAGUACCAGGGAUCGGGAUACUCACCCCUUGAAGAUGACGAGGAUGUGUAUGCACGCAAUAGAUAUAAAGAAACACCGUGGUGCUCGCCCAUUAAAGUGAAACACGGUUAUGCAAACUGCAGGACACCUCAAGGGGAAUAUUACAAGAAUGUAUUGGGCACAAGAUGUGAUAUUCGCUGUCAAAAAGGCUACGAACUGCAUGGCCCUCACCAGCUAAUCUGUCAGUCAAGCAAACGCUGGUCUGGGAAAGUGCUGUGCAAACAAAAGCGCUGCCCCACCCUGUCCAUGCCGACCAAUGGGGGUUUCAAGUGUUUGGAUGGUGCCUACUUUGGCUCGAGGUGUGAGUAUUACUGCUCUCCAGGAUACCAGCUGAAAGGAGACCGGAUAGUGACGUGCAUGGACAACAAAGCGUGGAGUGGCCGGCCAGCAUCCUGCGUUGAUACCGAACCUCCGAGAAUCCAGUGCCCAAGUGUGAAGGAGAAAACUGCGGAGCCCAACAAGUUGACAGCCAGAGUGUUCUGGGACACCCCAGAGGGACGAGACACUGCUGAUGGGAUUCUGACAGAUGUUAUUUUGAAAGGCCUGCCACCAGGGUCACAUUUUCCAGAAGGCGACCACAAAAUCCAGUAUACUGUGUAUGACAGAGCUGAAAACAAAGGCACUUGCAAAUUUCUUGUUAAAGUCAGAGUCAGGCGCUGUGUGAAAUUAAAUGCCCCAGAUAAUGGCUACAUCAAGUGUUCAGGUGAUGGAAAUAACUAUGGUGCUACAUGCGAGUUCUCCUGCAUUGGUGGCUACGAGCUGCAAGGAAGCCCAGCUAGAGUGUGCCAGUACAAUUUGGGGUGGUCAGGAGUGGAGCCAACCUGUGCACCCAUGAAUAUUAAUGUGAAUGUGAGGACUGCAGCUGCGCUUCUGGAUCAAUUUUAUGAGAAGCGGAGACUGCUAAUUAUUUCAACUCCUACUGCAGCCAACUUCUUCUACAGGAUGCAGCUGGGAAUGCUGCAGCCAGCACAGUGUGGGUUAGACCUCCGACACGUUACCGUGGUUGAACUGGUUGGUGUGUUCCCAGCUCAGAUAGGAAGAAUAGGUGUAAAGCUGCUGCCUCCAUCUCUUGCCCUGCAACUCAGGCUGCUGCUGAGGAUCCCCCAUUACAAUUUCAACAUCGUGGUGAUGGACAAGCACGGAAUGGACAAGGAACGUUAUCCUUUCCCAGCAACACCAGCCGAGCUCUUUGCCCUUAUUGACAAGUUUCCCUUGAGAAAAGAUGAGAUGAAACUGCAAGCAGAAAUUGGUCAAUCAUGUCCCUAAUUCAGGUUUUCAGGGCUUGCAGUUGUCAGUGAAUUUUUUUUAAUUCACAUAAUUCUCUCCUUGGUGCUACACAAAGCAUGGCUUUUUUAAUCACUGAUGUGAUUUUUUGUGUGUAUCAGUAAGUCUGUCCAGCCGUGUAGCUGCUCUGCAUAGAAGUAUGCACGAUGCUUUUUUGUACUUUCAGUCAUCUUUAAAUCAUAGAAUCACAGAAUGGCCUGGGUUGGAAGGGACCUUAAAUAUCAUCUAGUUCCAACCCCCCUGCCAUGGGCAGGGACACCUUCCACUAGACCAAGUUGCUCAGAACUCCAUCCAACCCAGCCUUGAACACCUUCAGGGGUGGGGCAUCCACAACUUCUCUGGACAGCAUGUUCCAGUGCCUGACCACCCUCACAGCAAAGAAUUUUUCCAUAAUGUCUAAUUUGAACCCGUUCUCUUUCCGUCUGAAGGCAUUCCCCCUUGUCCUGUCACUACAUACUCUUGUAAAAAGUCCUUCCCUCAGGUACUGGAAGGCCACAAUUAGGUCACCCUGAAGCCUUCUGUUUUCCAGGCUGAACAAUCCUAAUCCUCUCAGCCUUUCCUCAUAGGAGAGCUGCUCCAUCCCUCUAAUCAUCUUGGUAGUCCCCUCUGGACUUGCUCCAACAGGUUGAUGUCCUUCUUGUGCUGGGGACUCCAGAGCUGGAUGAAUAGGUUUGCUAUCUAGUGGAAUUUCUUGUACAGAGCGCGAAGAAGUGAGGCACAUUUCUGGGAGUUUAUUUGGGAUUUUUCAUUCCGUGUAAAAUUGGGGUUUCUUUCUUACUGUUUAUAAUUCUUUUUAUUAAUAAAAUAUUGUUUUGCAAACA
Messenger RNA from Pseudopipra pipra, 2641 nucleotides. RefSeq names its product sushi repeat containing protein X-linked (gene SRPX). Gene Ontology annotation, biological process: phagolysosome assembly. The transcript is spliced from 10 exons. The coding region runs from base 255 to 1802 and encodes 515 amino acids. Lineage: Eukaryota; Metazoa; Chordata; Aves; Passeriformes; Pipridae. The record is from RefSeq and is a predicted model, not a curated record.